GUUUGAAGCAAGAUAAUUUACCUAAUUUGUAACGUCAACGUUAGGCUACGCACAGUAGCAUUCGCUAGCAGCUGCUUGGUAUGCCGUUAGUAGGGUGACUAGAUAAUGCUGGUUUGUAAGACAGCUAGCUGUUAUAGAUCCGCCGUUAAGGGAGUUGUUUUAGUCAGCUAACGGAGAACUGUUAAUGCUGAGCUAGCAGGUUAUCUGACGCUAAAUCUGUUCGUUUAGUCUACAAACCAGUGCAUCAAGUCCUACUAGAGUUAGCCAGUAGUGACCUACUGGUACUGGUAGGCUAUUUAUCGAUAGGUAACACCUGGAGAAUUAAAUUUGUCCGAGACUGAUUUUCGGGGAUGCCAUGGACGGCGAGGUGUCCAAGCCGUGCGCCCGGACGGAGGAUGAUCCGGUAGCUCUUGAUAACCACGCUGAGACGACCGUGCAGCGGGUGGAGGUGGUGGCGAGGCGGCCGGAGAGCCCUGACGUGACCGAGGAGACGGUCUUCUUCGGCAGGAAUGCGCGGGACGCGGGGACCAACACGGAGCCCACCAAAUGCUGCGGCAGACUGCGCGAGUCCUGCCCCUGCCCCUGCCCCUGCCCCUGCCCCUGCCCCUGCCUCUGCUCCUGCCCCUGCCCUGGCUCCUGCCCCCCCAGAGGCCUCCUGGCCUCCCUCAUCACCAAAGUGGCCAUGGCUGCUGUGCUGUUCGGAGUGGUGUGGUCCAUAACGGAGAAGGAGUGUCUUCCAGGGGGGAACCUGUUCGGAAUCACAGUGGUCUUCAUUUGUGCAGUGGCUGGAGGCAAAAUCGUGGGGCACAUUCGAUUACCCAGGCUACCACCCUUCCCUCCACUUCUGGGAAUGCUACUGGCCGGCUUCACCCUGCGCAACAUCCCGGUGGUAACGGACGCCGUCUACAUCGAUUUCCGCUGGUCGGCCUCCCUGAGGAACAUCGCCCUGGCGAUCAUCCUGGCCAGGGCGGGGCUGGGGCUGGACGGCUCGGCUCUGAAGAAGCUAAAGAUGGUGUGUCUGCGGGUGGCGGUGGGGCCCUGCACAAUCGAAGCCUGCACGGUGGCUGUCGCUUCGCACUUCCUGAUGGGUCUGCCGUGGAUCUGGGGCUUCAUUCUGGGGUUCGUGCUGGGCGCCGUGUCCCCCGCCGUGGUGGUCCCGUCUAUGCUGCUCCUGCAGAAGGAGGGGUACGGCGUGGAGCAGGGCGUCCCCACGCUGCUCAUGGCUGCCGGAAGCUUCGACGACGUCCUGGCUAUCACCGGCUUCACCACCUGCGUGGGCGUGGCCUUCGCCACAGGUUCCACUGGGUACAAUCUGCUCAGAGGGGUCCUCGAGGUUGUGGGGGGUAUAGUUGCCGGGUUGAUGCUUGGUUUCUUCAUCCGUUUUUUUCCCAGUAAAGACCAGAAAAGUCUGGUGAUAAAGCGCUCCUUCCUGCUCCUGGGCCUGUGCGUCUUCGCUGUGUUCGGCAGUAACCUGGCGGGCUUCCCCGGCUCGGGUGGCCUGUGCACGCUGGUGCUGGCCUUCCUGGCGGGACUCGGAUGGGGGGACUCCAAGGCGGCCGUGGAGGAGGUCGUGGGCGGGGCCUGGGAGAUCUUUCAGCCUCUGCUCUUCGGGCUGAUUGGAGCAGAAAUAACCGUCUCCACCCUGGAUCCCGUCACCGUGGGACUGGGCGUGGCCGCUCUCCUCAUCGCGCUGACCGUGCGGGUCCUCUUCACCUUCCUCAUGGUCAUGUGUGCCGGCUUCAACUUCAAAGAGAGGGUCUUCAUCGCCCUGGCCUGGGUGCCCAAGGCCACCGUACAGGCGGCCAUCGGCUCCACGGCGCUGGACCUGGCGCGCAGCAAGCAGGCUCCGGAGCUGGAGAAGUACAGCAUGGACGUGCUGACCGUGGCCGUCCUGGCCAUCCUCAUCACCGCCCCCGUCGGCGCCCUGGUCAUCGGCCUGACCGGCCCCAUCCUGCUGCAGAAGCCCCGGGACCCCGCCAACUGGAGCGCGCACCCCGAGGUAAAAACAGGAACAGAAGCAGACGUGCCGCAGAAGCUGCCGGAAACGCCCAUGACUUACGAGAGCUCUAUGUGACGCCCCACCAACAUGCUCGGGGUGGGUUAGCACGUGGCUGCAGCGCCAGAAAGACCUGCAGCCCAGAAGAGGAAGUGACACGCGCUGACCACCGGGAAGGAAGCGGGACCCCCUGCUUCCCCAUCCCCCUCUCCUCUGUAAGACCCCGCGAGCACCAGUUACUCCGCGUGUAUUUAUAGCCACCUGUUACAACAGUCGGGGGUUUCCAGUUCCCAAGGUGAAACCAACACUAGGGACAACCUUCAGUUAAGCAUCUACAGUGCCUGACUGACGUCAGGUUUGACUGUUGGUGCCAAUAACCCACCUCUAAAGAGAUUGAGUCAGUUACAACCUUUAUGGUGUGAUGGCAUUCAGGCAUUCACAGAUCAAGUGAGUAUUCUUAUGUGCAAGACUUGCUUCUCAGGUGCCAGUUACACAAGCUUAUACAUCUUACAUGCAGUAAGAGAGAGAUGCUGGCCAUCUAGUGGGUCGAAACGCAGUUAAAGACUACUGAGAGUAGGUGUGUUUAUGUUAGGAGGAGUACUGUGUGUUAUAUUACUUACUACGUUAUUUUUAUGAUCAUGUAGGUUUAUAUUUUGAUAAAUUAAGAAUUUGCAGAAAAGACGUAUUUUAUAUUAAAUUAAUCAUAGGGAUCUAGCAGUUUUGAAAGUAUGUUGUGUUAGACAAUGUCAAACGUAAAUGCAAUGGCAGUAAUAUGCUUCUCAAACAAAGUCUUGGGCGGCACUUUUGCAGCUUGAAGACUAGAGGCCAGAGUUCAAGCGGACCAUAUUUAUACUGUCAAAUCAGGAGCCAAAGAAGUCUUGACCCUGGCCUGAUUUAGUCCCAGGUGAACGCAUAAAGAAUCCAUAGUCUAGCUUCCACUUUCAUCUCCAGUCAUGGUUAAUCAAGAUGCUUUCUUGCAAAGACAAAAUAGUUUUUUUAAUGUAAAAAAAUUACUUGAGCUUUUGUUAAAGCAAGGGAGAAACACUAAUUCAGUUUUUAUAUAAUUUCAUUACAUGCAGAUUUCUGUGUAUGCUGUAUUUCCAGAGAUGUUUUCUCCAUAUCUUUUAUUACGGUUUUAAGCGUUUCCUCAUUGGCCAGCUGAUGGAAGGUCAACUAGUUUUUCAGAACAUCAGAUGUAUUAUUUAUUACAAUGUGUUCCAUAACGUGUGUGUGUUUUUUUUUGUUUGUUAUUUUUUU
Molecule: messenger RNA, 3253 nt
Organism: Anguilla anguilla (European eel)
Lineage: Eukaryota; Metazoa; Chordata; Actinopteri; Anguilliformes; Anguillidae
Product: sodium/hydrogen exchanger 9B2
Exons: 13
Coding region: 356-2074 (572 amino acids)
Biological process (GO): proton transmembrane transport
Cellular component (GO): membrane
Molecular function (GO): antiporter activity
Source: RefSeq, a predicted model, not a curated record